AUGUCUAAAAACCAACUCCAAGUUGUUGGAGAGUUCACGAUCGGUCCUGAGAUAGGACGCGGGUCGUUUGCCAAUGUUUAUAAGGGAUAUCACAACAAGACCAAGAGUCCGGUGGCUGUCAAGUCUGUGUUUCGAAGUCGGUUAAAGAACCAGAAAUUGGUUGAGAACUUGGAGAUCGAAAUAUCCAUUCUCAAGAAUCUCAAGAACCCACACAUCGUGGCUCUUCUGGAUUGCGUCAAGACAGACCAGUAUUUCCAUCUGUUUAUGGAGUACUGCUCCCUGGGUGAUUUGUCCUACUUUAUCCGUCGAAGAGACCAAUUGGUCGACACUCAUCCACUUAUAAGCUCUAUUUUGGAGAGAUAUCCCUCGCCACCAAACAGCCAUGGCUUGAAUAAAGUUCUGGUGGUCAACUUCUUGAAACAGUUGGCGUCCGCCUUGGAAUUUCUAAGAGAUCAGAACUUGGUUCAUAGGGAUAUAAAGCCCCAGAACUUGUUGUUGUCUCCUCCUGUGCACUCCAAGGAAGAGUUCAAACAGAAGGGCUACUCGGGACUAUGGGAGUUACCGGUUCUCAAAAUCGCUGAUUUUGGCUUUGCCAGAUUCCUCCCUUCGACCUCCAUGGCCGAGACCUUGUGUGGCUCGCCGCUAUACAUGGCCCCAGAGAUCCUACGGUACGAGAAGUACAACGCCAAAGCAGACCUUUGGUCUGUUGGAGCCGUCAUCUACGAGAUGGCCGUUGGCAAACCUCCCUUCAGAGCGUCAAAUCACGUGGAAUUGCUGAGAAAGAUCGAAAAGUCCAAGGAUGAAAUUACGUUCCCAGUGUCGGCAGAGGUCCCCGACGAUCUUGUCAGGCUCAUCUGCGGUCUGCUGAAGGCCAAUCCAACGGAGCGGAUGGGAUUCCGUGAAUUUUUCAACGACCCGCUUAUCGUGUACGAUGUUCAAUGUGCAGACGAACCACUCGAGUGCUCCAACGUGGAUGAGCAGCUUUUCAUUAGCGAAUACCUCCCGAACCCAAAAUCACAGUCUCCUGUCAACAAGGCACCGGAAACGAUAGAAGAAGAGGCGGAGGAGGAAGACAGCACUGAUAACGUUCCUACAAAAUCUUUGUUGAUCGGAAAAGCACAAAACGUCAAGAUCCCAAAGCCAAUGGAGAGUUCGCGUAACGACGAGGUGAUAAAGAAGUUAAUUAAUAAGAGCAGUCCUCCGCCAGGGACUGCGAAAGACGGCCAACUUAAAAAAGGUGGCAAGAGAGAUAAGGAUGAUUAUGUUUACGAGCGAGACUACGUUGUCGUUGAGAAACGCACUGUGGAGGUGAAUGCUAUUGCUGAUGAGCUUGCAAAGGCAGGCACCGGAGCAGAGGCGAUCUCAACGCCAAAGUCAGGAAAUGUGGACCAGACCGGUCCAGCCUCAGGAGGUCCUAUGGGGGCCUUCACGCAGCGUCGUUUCUCGCCUUCUAGCCGUACCUCUUCUAUGGGAUCUAACCGCAGACCAAGUUUAGGAGACCGCAAGAUGCCGAUCUCCAUCAGUCCGACCAACGCGUUGACGAAGGCGUUGGGAUAUACCUCAAACAGACUUUUUGGCCAGCAACAGCAACAACAACAACAACAACAGCAACAACAGCAACAUACUGCCGCAGAUAGUGCACUUACGAAUAUAUCUGCGAGCCUGCUGGCUACCAAGACGUUGAGGCCUCUGCAGACCGGGCAGGCGUCGCUCGAGGACUCUGAAGUGAUCAGACAGCUUGAACUGCUGGCGACGAUGGCCCACGCAAUAUCGCUUUUCGCGGAGGUCAAGUCGAGCCAGCUGAUUCCGCUGCCCCCAUCUUCGUCGUCGACCAACAACCCCGUGUCGUCUGACUACGACGACGUUUUCCAGAACGAGCCGUUGCCCCCACAGAUGGUGAGGACGAUAAGCAGCGAGGGUGUUGCGUUGUACGUGGAGACGUUGUCGCUACUGGCGAAGGCUAUGUCGAUUGCGAGCGACUGGUGGCACCAGAAUUCGUCCAAGCCGGCCACUUCGCCGAAGCUGAACGAGCUGGUGCAGUGGAUACGGUCGCGGUUCAACGAGUCGUUGGAGAAGGCCGAGUUUCUGCGUCUGCGGCUUGCGGACGCGAACGAGAAGGUUGCUAGCAGCUCGGGCAGUCUGAGCAAGCCUGUUGUUGCAGAGAAGCUGAUCUUCGACCGUGCGUUGGAGAUGAGCCGGACCGCGGCGAUGAACGAGCUCAAGAACGAGGACCUGCUAGGGUGCGAGCUGAGCUACUCGACGGCGAUCUGGAUGCUGGAGGCGCUGCUAAGCAACGACGAGGAGCCGGUGACGGGCAACGAGAAGCUGGACGUGGAGGAUAAGAAGACCAUCGAGCUGUUCAUCAACAGCAUUGGCAAUAGAUUAAAGGUACUGAGGCUGAAGAUCGAGAAACAGGGAAUACGAAGUUAA
Messenger RNA from Ogataea philodendri, 2430 nucleotides. RefSeq lists its product as uncharacterized. The record is from RefSeq and is a predicted model, not a curated record. The coding region runs from base 1 to 2430 and encodes 809 amino acids. The transcript has a single exon. Gene Ontology annotation, biological process: peptidyl-serine phosphorylation; autophagosome organization; autophagy. Lineage: Eukaryota; Fungi; Ascomycota; Pichiomycetes; Pichiales; Pichiaceae. Gene Ontology annotation, molecular function: ATP binding; protein serine/threonine kinase activity. Gene Ontology annotation, cellular component: autophagosome; cytoplasm.